GUAACCGAGUAGCGUAUGCGCGCGGUGAUGUUUCGUCUAAUAUGCAGUGGGGCAGUGUCUACAUCGUGUGUUUAGCACUGUGUUGCCUGCAAACAACGUCUGAGCCACUACGCUUCACCGAGGACCAAACGCAUGGCCGAUUUCGGCGAAGUGACGAAAAAGACGGUCUCGCCCUAUCCAGAGAAAUAUUCAGGAAUAUCACGAAGCAACUCCGAGAGAACAUCAAGCGUGAAGGACCGACCGAUAGGAGCGACCAUUUGUUACAUAGUAAAUUAGAAGAAUCCCGUCACUAUGGACAGUAUCAGGGCUACCACCAUCACGAGCACCACUGGGGACCCUACUUUGAGGGCGACGUGGGCGAUCCCGAGGGCACGAUGCAAGUGACGGCACAUGUGGGGGCCGAGGCCCUUUUAAAUUGUAGGGUUGGCAUGCUAAAGGAUAAAACAGUAAUGUGGUUGCGGCGUACAACCGAUUCCGCACAAUUGCUCACCGUUGGGAGGUCUCCGUACGCCGGUGAUAAUCGGAUAGCUGUCAAGUUCCAGUACCCCAAUAAUUGGAGGCUCAGCAUGAACCCCGUCAAGAGGUCUGAUGCGGGCCUGUAUAUGUGCCAAAUAUCAACACAUCCACCUAAAGCAAUAUUAGCUAAUUUAACUGUUCUGCCUCCAGUUUUAACGAUAAAUGGAGACCAGACUCAUGAACUGAAAGAUAGAUUUUACAAAGCGGGAAGCUCUAUAAAAUUGUCCUGCGUCAUAUCAGAUGAAUACGUAGCCUCACUAACCACGAAGGUGCCCCUAACUACGGCUGUCCCUACCACAACCACGCCUUUAACUACAACAACUGAAAUGACUACAAAGAUGAGCACAAUUUUUAAUAGGAUAGAUUUGAUGAUGAACAAAAGUUGGAGUGUGGAGACUACAACUAUAACUUCAACAGUUAGUGUUAGUACAACUACAAAAAAUAUGCCGGAAUUGAAGACAACGGUAGCCCCUGUGAUAAUAUCAACUGUCCCGACGGUGGUGAAUAACAUUUACGGGAUGGUUUGGAAGAAGCAGGGAAAAGAAUUUAACGAGAACGUAUCGUGGCGGAAUAUGAGUGCCACAAUCAGCGUCACAUCAGCGUCGCAGAACGACAGUGGCACAUAUACUUGCCACUUACAGAACCAUUCUCAAGUUAUUAUCAACGUUCAUGUUUUGAUUGGUGAAAACCAAGCUGCUGUCCACCACGACACGUGGAACAAGGGGACCUUAUUUUGGCGAAGUAUUUCUCUAAUUUAUUUUUCAAUUAUUCUAAUAUUUGCUACUUGAAAUAGUAAUUACUAUGAGAAUGUUAUAAAACAUUGUUUAAUAAAAAUAGUACACGAUUGGUGAUACUAGAGAAUAUUGUAAAAAAAUACUAAACUGCGUUUUCGGAGUAAGUAUUGUAUGUAAUUCAAUAGAGCAGAUAAACAUUACUUUGAAAUUAUUAUUUUCUUAUUUCAAAAUUGUAAACAAACUAUAGUAAUAAGUAAAAAUGGUUAAAAAAUAGCAGGAAGUUUGAUAAGACCGUUGAUGCAAUUAAAAUACAAAAAAUGUACCCCUUUGUAUUAAAUAAUCAAGUCAUUCCGGUGUGCUUCAAAUAUAGUUUUAAAUAUUAAGAUGAACAGAUAGAAACAGAGUUUGGAUACUUUCCUUGCUUUAUGGUAUUAACAAUAUUUUGUUAUACCUAACACCUAUUUCAUUUAGGUAAAAAGGUACAUUCGAAUUGUUAAACACGAUUAAAGGACAAUACUUGCAUGAAUAACCAUUUCUAACUGACUUAAAAAAGCAAGGCUUAAUGUAUUAGGUUUCAAGUAAAUAAAGAUUUUAUUUAUUUAUUUAUUUGAGGGUUCCAAUUUGUCAGAAUCCUGUAUGUUAAAAAAUUAUCAUAACAAACUAUCAAAGGUUCAAGUGUUUACCUAACAUUGACCGUAAUAAUUAUAUUUUUAAUUAAAAAUUACAGAAACUGUGAUUAACUAUAUAAUCAUUGUUAUCUUAAGAAAAAAAUAUGCUCGUUAAUAUACGUAGACUGUAAAUAAUGAGUUUUAUUCUCUACUUAGAAUUAUUUUCUAUGUAAAGACAUAACAUAAGAACAUAUUCGUAAUAUAUUUCAGUGUUAUAUUGGUAGGUCAAAUAGAUAAUCACUUCAUCGUGUAUUUACUUAAUGUAAGUGUACAGUUAAAAACGAUUGGACUAUUGUGAAUAAUGAAAAGAUCUUAUCUGUAUUAUUAACGAUCAUAAACGGCAAAGCCAUUUAGCUCUUUAAUUCAUAAAAGUAUUAUAUAUGUUGUUGCACAAUUAUGUUAACAAACACUUAAAUUCUCUUUUUUAACAGAAACAAGGCGACUAAGGUUAAAUAACUGUAAAUUAUAUAAAAUAAAUCUAAUAAUGAUAC
This is a messenger RNA of Cydia strobilella, 2409 nucleotides long. RefSeq lists its product as uncharacterized. Lineage: Eukaryota; Metazoa; Arthropoda; Insecta; Lepidoptera; Tortricidae. Bases 42 to 1304 code for a protein of 420 amino acids. The record is from RefSeq and is a predicted model, not a curated record. Gene Ontology annotation, cellular component: neuron projection membrane. Gene Ontology annotation, biological process: synapse organization. The transcript is spliced from 7 exons.